AUGCAGGCGAGCUUCGCCUGCCACCGCCCCUCGAUGGCGGCCGUGCUGCGUUCGAUCGCUCGAAAUGUGGGUGCGAGGGCCGCGCGCGCGCCAGUGAUCACGCGGAGGGCGCCGUCGGGGGCACCCGGGCAGGGUGCUUGCCGCCGGGGUGGGGCGGUGCGCGCCGCGGCCGACCUGGUGGGGGCCGACGUCGCCAUCGGCCGCGACGCGUUCAAGACGCUCGACAUCGUCUUCUACAACACAUUGUCGCGGAAGAAGGAGAAGUUCGAGACCAUGACGGAGGGGAAAGUGGCCAUGUAUGUGUGCGGGGUGACGGUGUACGACCUGAGCCACAUCGGCCACGCCCGCGCGUACGUCGCGUUCGACGUGCUGUACCGAUUCCUGCAGUUCGUCGGGUACGAGGUGGACUACUGCCGCAACUUCACAGACAUCGACGACAAGAUCAUCGCCCGGGCGAACGAGCGCGGGGAGGACCCUGGGGACCUCACGGAGCGCAUGAUCCAGGAGUAUUUGAAGGACAUGGAGAUGCUGUUCUGCCUGCCGCCGACACGGGAACCGAGGGCGACGGAACACAUCGAUGGGAUGAUCAAGACGAUCCAGAGCAUCAUCGACAACGGCCACGCGUACCAGGCCGGGGGCGACGUGUACUUUGAGGUGGGCACGCUGCCCGGGUACGGCAGGCUCUCUGGGAGGAAGCAGGAGGACAAUCAAGCGGGUGCUUCGGGGCGCCUACAGACCGAGGCGUCCGUGAAGCGAGGGUCCGGAGACUUCGUGCUGUGGAAGGCGGCCAAGCCGGGCGAGCCCACGUGGGACUCCCCCUGGGGUCCGGGGCGUCCCGGGUGGCACAUUGAGUGCUCCACGAUGAUCAAGACUCUCAUGGGGUCGGCGAUCGACAUCCACGGGGGCGGGCAGGACCUGGUGUUCCCGCACCACGAGAACGAGAUCGCGCAGAGCCAGGCCGCCGCGUGCUGCUGCGACAAGGAGCACAUGCACAACGGCGGGGUGGACUUCGUGCGGUACUGGCUGCACAACGGGUUCGUGAACGUGGACAACGAGAAGAUGUCAAAGUCGCUUGGCAACUUCUUCACCAUCCGGGACAUCGUCCACCAGUACGACCCCGUCGCGCUGCGGUUCUUCCUCGUCUCCACGCACUACCGCCAGCCGCUCAACUACUCGGACGUCGGCCUUGAGAUGGCGUCGGCGCGCGCGUACUACAUCUACCAGACGCUGGACGAGUGCCGCAAGGCGCUCGAGGACGCGGGCGAGGAGGGGGUGCAGGCUACGGAGGCGGCAGCGGCGGCCACGGAGGGCCCGGGCGUUGACCUGUUGCAACAGGCUGUCAAGGCCCUCGCGGAUGACGUCAGCACUCCGAACGUGGUCGCUCUGUUCGGCGAGCCUCUGAAGGUCAUCAACGACCUGAGUCCGGCGACGAAGAAGAACAAGAAGAAGGCGGACCGUUUGCCGACCCUUGCCUCCUUGCAACACGGGCUGCGACAGGUGCUGGCCCUCCUGGGGCUGCCCACGGAGGCCGACUCGGCGGGCGACAUCAUCGCGCGGCUGCGGCAGUCGUUCUUGCAGCGGGCGAAGCUGACGGAGGAGGACAUUGCGUGCCUUAUUGAGCAGCGCGCGGAAGCCAGGAAGAACAAGGACUUCGAGCGAGGGGACCAGAUCCGCGAUGAGCUGGCGGCCAAGGGCGUCCUCCUGAAGGACGCGCCGGAGGGCACGACCUGGCAGCCAGGCACCCCUGCGGGGAAGGCCUGA
Molecule: messenger RNA, 1761 nt
Organism: Pedinophyceae sp. YPF-701
Lineage: Eukaryota; Viridiplantae; Chlorophyta; Pedinophyceae
Source: the annotation of a GenBank genome assembly